CGCGCCUUAAACCGAUUCGAGCGUAACGAAGAUCGAAACGAGGGAGUGAAUGUUGAAGUCAUCAUCACCACCGUCGUCUCUCUUCGCGAAGAACUCGAUUCUUCUUCACCGACGAUGGAAGACAAUGUCAGAUCUCAUCAAAACGCACGCCCUUCUGAUCACACUCGGUCUCUCCGAGGAAGAGCCUUUCCCUUCCCGCGCUCUCUCCUUCUCCGCUCUCUCUUCCUCCCCAGGCGGCGCCGAUUACGCUUACAGAUUCUUGACGAGAUUGUCAAACCCUCCGAAAUUCAGCUGGAACUUCGUGAUACGAGGCUUCUCCGAUAAUAGGAAAAAACCCGAGAAGACGAUCCGUGCUUAUAUCCAGAUGCUGAGAAACGGGUUCUCGCCGGAUCAUAUGACGUAUCCGUUUCUCCUGAAAUCGACUUCUCGUCUAUUGGACGAGAGACUCGGCGGGUCGUUGCAUUCAUCCGUAUUGAAAAACGGGUUGGUCUGGGAUUUGUAUAUAUGUAACUCUCUUAUUCACAUGUACGGUUCGUUUCGAGAUAGCGUUUCCGCUCGCAAGGUGUUCGAUGAAAUGCCUGACAAGAAUUUGGUGACCUGGAACUCGAUCCUGGACGGGUACGCGAAGUGCGGGGACGUUGUUUCCGCGAGAAAGGUGUUCGAUCAAAUGACUGAGAGAGAUGUCGUGUCUUGGAGCUCUAUGGUGGAUGGGUAUGUGAAGAGCGGGGAGUAUAACGAAGCUCUUGGAGUGUUUGAUGAGAUGAUGAGAGUGAGUAACGGGAAGGCUAAUGAGGUUACUAUGGUUAGCGUCUUGUGCGCUUGUGCUCACUUGGGUGCGUUAAACCGAGGAAAGGCGGUGCAUCGGUAUAUACUGGAUAAGCAUUUGCCUUUGACAGUUAUGUUGCGGACGUCUCUUAUCGAUAUGUAUGCGAAAUGCGGGUCGAUAGGAGACGCUUGGGGGGUGUUCUGUGGAGCAAACGUUGAGGAGACGGAUGUGUUGAUGUGGAAUGCUGUGAUUGGAGGGCUUGCGAGUCACGGUUUCAUAAGAGAGUCGCUCCAGUUGUUUCACAAGAUGCAAGAAUCGGAGUUUGAACCUGACGAGAUUACAUUCCUGUGCUUGCUCGCUGCUUGUUCCCAUGGCGGAUUAGUGAGAGAAGCUUGGCAUUUGUUUAAGAGUCUCAAGAAAAGCGGAGCAGAACCGAAGAGCGAGCAUUACGCUUGUAUGGUCGACGUGCUUUCCCGUGCUGGUCUAGUUAAAGACGCGUACGGUUUUAUAUCCGAAAUGCCGAUGGAACCCACCGGUUCGAUGUUGGGUGCUUUGGUUAACGGGUGUAUUAACCAUGGAAACUGGGAGCUUGCGGAAACAGUUGGAAAGAGGCUUGUAGAGCUGCAACCGGAUAACGAUGGACGAUAUGUCGGGUUAGCUAACGUUUAUGCGGUAAACCAGCGGUUUGGCGCGGCUCGAUCUAUGAGAGAAGCAAUGGAGAAGAGAGGAGUGAAGAAAGUUGCAGGACACAGUAUAAUUGAAUUGAAUGGAACACCGCAUAGGUUCAUAGCUCAUGACAAAAUGCAUUUAGACAGUGAGAAGAUCUACGCAGCGUUACAUCUGGUUAGUAUUUGGAUGGAUCUCGAUGUCGACGAUGACGUUAAUGAGAACUAUAAUUGUAUUUCUUCUUAAUCAUAUACCAUUAACUAUUUAGUAGGAGGGGCUUAUCAUUCAGUAAAAUUUUUUAUUACUCAAUAUAUAUAAAGAAUCACCCACU
Raphanus sativus (radish) is the source of this 1763-nucleotide messenger RNA. Its product is annotated as pentatricopeptide repeat-containing protein At5g08305. Lineage: Eukaryota; Viridiplantae; Streptophyta; Magnoliopsida; Brassicales; Brassicaceae. Gene Ontology annotation, molecular function: RNA binding; protein binding. The coding region runs from base 50 to 1678 and encodes 542 amino acids. The transcript has a single exon. The record is from RefSeq and is a predicted model, not a curated record. Gene Ontology annotation, biological process: RNA modification.